ACCAAUCCUAUCUCUUAACACGAAUUCCUCAGGGCAAUUGCACUUCUCCCUGGAUUACCGUGGCAUUAAUUCAAGAGCAAUUAAUACGUCGACUGUGAUAAGACGUUUCUUCAACAGUCGCUGUCAGAUGACACUCGACUGCAUCAUCAGAUGCCCACCAUGGAGAAAUUUUCCACCGAAACACGUAAUGGUCACGCAAACGAAGGCUUUGACACUGUCGAAAAACUUCCGGAAGAUCUUGAAAAUUCGGGCUGUCAGUCAGAGACUCCACCUGUGAUACACCGAGAAGAAAAACCAGAAUGGAGUGGAAAUCUACAGUUCUUGAUGGCUUGCAUAGCGACAUCAGUGGGUUUGGGUAACGUCUGGAGAUUUCCCUACACAGCCUACGAGAAUGGAGGUGGAGCAUUCCUCAUACCCUACAUCAUAAUCCUGAUCCUAGUUGGGAAGCCUUUUUAUUACCUCGAGGCAGCGAUCGGUCAAUUUACCAGCAGAUCCUGUGCAGGACUGUGGAACAUAACUCCGGCGAUGAGAGGACUAGGAUUCGGCCAGGCGUUCGUCGGAAGCUACGUAGUCAGUUACUAUUGUUCAUUGAUGGCCCUUGCCCUCCUAUACCUAGUCGCGAGCCUUCAGAGCGUACUACCUUGGUCCUACUGCUGGGAUGAGUGGACAGAUCCCUGCGUGUCUCAACAUUCGAAUUUGAGUGAGAUACAGAGUUCCGGUCGAAAAGUUAUGGGCUCCGCUGAAUUAUAUUUUCGGAGAGAAGUCCUCCAAGAAACAGAUUCCAUAGAAUCUGGAAUUGGUUUGCCCUCCUGGAAGUUGACAAUAUGCCUGGCUCUGACCUGGCUAUGUGUUUUCAUCGUUCUCCACCGAGGGAUCAAGGAAACCGGAAAGGCCGUGUACUUCCUCGCUAUUUUUCCCUACAUCAUCAUGUUCACUUUACUGAUAAGGGCAGUAACUCUGGAAGGUGCUGUCAAUGGGAUUUUAUUCUUCGUCACUCCAAAUUGGAAUAAGCUCUGGGAUCCAAACGUCUGGUAUGCGGCCAUCACCCAGUGCUUCUUCUCCCUUUCGGUUUGCUUUGGACCAAUCGUCACUUAUUCGUCUCACAAUCGUUUUCAUCAUCCCAUGCAUCGGGAUGUAAUGAUUGUUACAACGUUGGACACUUUGACGAGUUUCAUAGCGGGAUGCACGAUAUUCGGAAUCCUUGGAAAUUUAGCGUAUGAAAUGGGGACUGACGAUAUCAGCAGUGUGGUCAGAGGUGGGUCAGGCCUGGCAUUCAUAUCGUAUCCUGAUGCCUUGGGGAGAUUCAGUGUCGUUCCCCAACUAUUCUCAGUCCUUUUUUUCGUCAUGAUAUUUGUCCUUGGGCUGGGAACUGCAAUGGCCCUUGCUGGAACACCCUUCCUAGCUUGCUGUGAAUACAUGCCCAAUGCGAAGAAAUGGGUUAUCACACUCGUCAUUUCCGUGGUUGGAUUUGCUGCUGGACUUAUCUAUAUCACUCCGGGAGGACAAUGGCUGGUGGCUCUUGUUGAUUACUAUGGAGGCACCUUAGUUGCUAUUGUUGUCGGAGUGCUAGAAAUAAUUUCCAUUUUCUGGAUUUAUGGGCUGAAUAACUUCUUGGACGACGUGGAAUUCAUGCUAGGAGUGAGGCCAGGAAUCCUUUGGAGACUCUGCUGGCUGAUCAUAACUCCUGCGCUUAUGAUCGUCAUCAUGGUUUACACGUUUGUCAUUUACAGGCCACUCACUUACGAUGGACAAUAUUAUCCCAAUUGGGCAUAUGUGAUUGGAUGGAUUCUAUUCUUGCUCGCAAUCAUCCAAAUUCCAGGAUGGAUAUUCUAUUAUGUGGAUAAACAUGACAAAUUACCCAUUGGGAAGGCAAUCAAAGCUGCAUUCGCACCAUCACCCGUUUGGGGCCCUAAACGUCAGGAAGAACGGCAGAAGUGGCUAGAGUUCAUCAGGGUUAAAAAAUCUUCACGAAAAAAGGGAUUGAGACAAUUAUUACUAGACUAAAAUAUAGUAGGAGAAUUCAUAAAUCAACUCACUUUAAAUUAAGCACAAAGAAAAACUAUAAGUUUAAUUAAAAAUAUAAAUCUCAUAAAAUAUGGAGAGAGAAUUGUUGAAGUAUCGUGUUGGUUAUAUAAAAUAAUUUACUUUGAAUAAAGUGACGUCAGGAGAAGUGUUCUUUUUACAAUAUAAUAACAAUAAAGAAAAUAAGAAACUCCG
Diachasmimorpha longicaudata is the source of this 2217-nucleotide messenger RNA. Its product is annotated as sodium-dependent nutrient amino acid transporter 1-like. Gene Ontology annotation, biological process: sodium ion transmembrane transport. Gene Ontology annotation, cellular component: plasma membrane. The record is from RefSeq and is a predicted model, not a curated record. The transcript is spliced from 9 exons. NCBI's taxonomy places the organism in Eukaryota, Metazoa, Arthropoda, Insecta, Hymenoptera, Braconidae. Bases 151 to 2004 code for a protein of 617 amino acids. Gene Ontology annotation, molecular function: L-amino acid transmembrane transporter activity.